AUGGCCUCCCGGAAGAAGGUUCUGCUCAAGGUCAUCAUCCUUGGCGACAGCGGUGUCGGCAAGACCAGCUUGAUGAACCAAUAUGUCAACAAGAAGUUCAGCGCCAGCUACAAAGCCACCAUCGGCGCCGACUUCCUCACUAGGGAAGUGCUCGUUGACGACAGACAAGUGACCAUGCAGCUCUGGGAUACAGCCGGCCAGGAGCGCUUCCAGUCACUCGGCGUGGCGUUCUACCGUGGCGCCGACUGCUGCGUGCUCGUCUACGAUGUCAACAACUCCAAGAGCUUCGACGCCCUCGACAGCUGGCGGGAUGAGUUCUUGAUACAAGCCUCGCCUCGCGAUCCUGAGAACUUCCCCUUCGUCGUCCUUGGCAACAAGAUUGACGUCGAGGAGAGCAAGCGUAUUAUCUCGACCAAGAGGGCUGCUACUUUCUGCCAGUCCAAGGGCGACAUUCCCUACUUUGAGACCAGUGCCAAGGAGGCCAUCAACGUCGAGCAGGCAUUUGAAGUGAUCGCUCGCAACGCCCUUGCCCAGGAAGAGUCUGAGGAGUUCAGCGGCGACUUCCAGGACCCGAUCAACAUCCACAUCGAGAACCCCCGCGAUGGCUGCUCCUGCUAA
This is a messenger RNA of Microdochium trichocladiopsis, 618 nucleotides long. RefSeq names its product small GTPase superfamily. The transcript has 7 exons. Bases 1 to 618 code for a protein of 205 amino acids. Gene Ontology annotation, cellular component: late endosome; phagocytic vesicle; fungal-type vacuole membrane. Lineage: Eukaryota; Fungi; Ascomycota; Sordariomycetes; Xylariales; Microdochiaceae. Gene Ontology annotation, molecular function: GTP binding; GTPase activity. The record is from RefSeq and is a predicted model, not a curated record. Gene Ontology annotation, biological process: regulation of vacuole fusion, non-autophagic.